Mastomys coucha (southern multimammate mouse) is the source of this 210-nucleotide messenger RNA. RefSeq names its product small proline-rich protein 2H-like. Bases 1 to 210 code for a protein of 69 amino acids. The transcript has a single exon. The record is from RefSeq and is a predicted model, not a curated record. Gene Ontology annotation, cellular component: cornified envelope. Lineage: Eukaryota; Metazoa; Chordata; Mammalia; Rodentia; Muridae.
AUGUCUUAUCAACAGCAGCAGUGCAAGCAGCCUUGCCAGCCUCCUCCUGUGUACCCACCCCAGAAGUGCCCUGAGCCUUGCCCUCCUCCAAAGUGCCCUGAGCCUUGCCCUCCUCCAAAAUGCCCAGAGUCCUGUCCUCCACCAAAGUGUCCAGAGCCUUUUCCUCCCCCAAAGUGCCCUGAGGCAUGUCCCCCUAAGUCAUGCCAGUAG